CCGACCUUACGUAUCCGCCGCCGCCUCCACCUCUCUACUCUCUUCGUGUCUAUCCGCCUCUUGUCACCAUACCCCCCAUGCCCCCCCGCCUCGCCCUGCCCGCUGCCCUCCACAGCUACCCCGCCGUCCUGGCCGCCGCCGCCCUCCUCCGUCUCGCAGCCUUUGCCCUCCCCAGCCUCCCCGACCUCCUACAACGGAGGCCCGAGAUAUCGACCCCGCUCGUCUCCUUUCGCAGCUUAAAAGAAGGCGUCUUUCUCUACAGCCAUGGCACCAACCCAUACAUAGGGGGCACGUUCUAUCAUGCAAGUCGAGUGCGCCCAUGCCUACAGCCCGACUAACGCCAUGCCUAGUCUCCGAUCUACCUAGGCAUGUUCACCCAUGUGGUCCCUAUAGCAUCACCCCUGGCUACGGCUGCUCUAUGGACACUCGUCGACCUCUGGGGCUCGGGGCGCCUCUUGCGAAUAGCAGGGGCAAGGCGUGGCAGUAGUGCUUCACGAAAUGCACUUGUGGCUGCAUUAUAUCUCUUCAACCCAUACACUCUGGCCACGUGCUUGGCAAGGUCGACAGCAAGCGUAGACACCGCGAUCCUGCUCACCGCAAUCUCGGCCGCAAUUGACGGCAACAUUUCCGUGGGAUUGUUCCUCCUUACCAUUACAUCAGCAGCCUGCGUCUACCCGGUGCUGCUAUUCCCGCCCAUCAUCAUGCUUCUCUGGAAACACAACACAGUCUCUGGCACGCGACUGGCAAUCCAAUCUGUAGCAACGGUGGCCACCAGCGCGUCCGCUGUGUCCAUUCUCGGUUAUUUCAUGGUCGGAUGGAACUGGGUGCCGCACACCCUAGGACUCGUAGUCUCUGUUGCUGAUCUAACUCCAAACGUUGGGAUGUGGUGGUAUUUCUUUACAGAGAUGUUUGACCACUUUCGUACUUUUUUCCUUGGCGUUUUCCAGCUGCAUACAGUCAUCUAUGUGGCACCCAUCUGCUUGAGAUUGUCUGACGAUCCCUUGUUUGCACUAUUGCUCUUGGUCGGCAUCAUCAGCACAUGGAAGAGCUACCCGUCUUUGGGCGACAUGGCACUCUGGGCCGGCCUUCUGGGGUGUUUUCCCGACAUUGUUUCGAACUUGCGACACCCACUCUUCACCUUCACUGUCCACCUCUACACGGCCAUCCUACUGCCCCUGCUCCAUUCGCUAUGGCUGCUCACCGGUACAGGCAACGCCAACUUUUUCUAUGCUGCCACGAUGGUGUAUGGGCUCAAUGCCAGUCUGGCGAUUGUCGACGUUUUGGGAGCGGGAUUGCGGCAUAGAGUCAAGACGUCAGUGGACAAGUGGGCAACGGAGCAACAGUCGAUAGAUGGCGGCGCUGCUGAUACCAAGAUAGAUUGGGAUAGCAGAGGGUGGCACGCUGUUCAAUUUUCUGCAUAGGUACUUUCAAAGGCAUA
Messenger RNA from Cryptococcus amylolentus CBS 6039, 1438 nucleotides. RefSeq lists its product as hypothetical. The record is from RefSeq and is a predicted model, not a curated record. Lineage: Eukaryota; Fungi; Basidiomycota; Tremellomycetes; Tremellales; Cryptococcaceae. Gene Ontology annotation, cellular component: membrane; GPI-anchor transamidase complex. The transcript is spliced from 7 exons. Gene Ontology annotation, biological process: attachment of GPI anchor to protein; protein localization to cell surface. The coding region runs from base 369 to 1421 and encodes 350 amino acids.